AUGAUGAACUCCAUUUCUAGACCAGUUACUGAGUUUUGCCUUGAUCUCUACAAUAAGCUCAGCAGAAAUGCAGAGGACACAAAUAUCGUCUUCUCUCCAGUGAGCAUCUCUGUUGCCCUGGCCCUGAUCUAUCUGGGUGCAAGAAACAACACUGCUGCUCAGAUAGAAGAGGUGCUCCACAUAAGGAAAUCUGCAGGAGGAAUGAGCCUUGGAUAUGAUCAAGAGAAUGCAGCCCCAGAAAUGGAGCCAAAAGAAACCCGGGAGAGACAGCCUUCUUUCUCACAGUGUAACAAGGAUGGAGACCUUAACCAUAAAGUGUUCCAGACAUUGCUUUUGCAACUACAAAACCUUGGCGAAAGAUAUGUUUUAACCCUGGCCAACAAUCUCUUUAUACAACAAGGAUUUGAAAUCCAGCAGCAAUUUCUAAUGUGUACCAAGGAACUGUAUGGAGCAAUGCUGCAAACAGUGGACUUUCAUGGUGCUGUUGAAGCUGCCAGAAGAAAAAUUAAUGCUUGGGUUGAGAGUGAGACACAAGGUAAAAUCAAGGAACUCUUUGCUCCUGGUGUGAUUGAUGGACAUGCAUUGCUGGUGCUGGUGAAUGUCAUCUAUUUCAAAGCAUCAUGGGAACACAAGUUUGAGGAACAAAAAACAGUACAGAGAGAUUUUAAACUGAAUCAGAACAGAAAAAAACCUGUACAGAUGAUGUAUCAGAAAGGCACAUUUAAACUAGGCUACAUUGAGGAGGUGGGUGCUCAGAUCCUUGAACUCCCUUAUGCUCAGAAGUUACUGAGCAUGAUCAUCCUGCUGCCAGGUGACGUGGCUGAUGGAUCUAUCAGUGGGCUGGAGCAGAUUGAAAGCAAAAUGACCUAUGAAAAUUUAAUGCUGUGGACCUCUGUAGAGAACAUGUUUGAGACAACAGUGGAGGUCUACCUCCCCCGAUUCAAGCUUGAAGACACAUUUAACCUCAAUGAGGUGUUACAAGAGAUGGGGAUGACUGAUAUCUUCACUGAAUCAAAAGUUGACCUCUCUGCAAUGUCGUUUGCAAAAUCUCUGGUGCUGUCAAAUGUUGUCCAUAAGACGUAUGUGGAAGUCAAUGAGGAAGGUACCGUAGCAGCAGCUGGUACAGGAGCUAGCAUUGUGAGGAGAUCUAUGCCUCUCACAGAGGUGUUUAUGGCUAAUCACCCUUUCUUAUUCUUUAUUCGACACAAUCCUACCAAUACUAUUAUUUUCUUUGGCAAACUCCGUUCACCUUAAAAUCAGGGCUAUUUUAUAGCAUUGUAAGGAAC
Molecule: messenger RNA, 1286 nt
Organism: Chiroxiphia lanceolata (lance-tailed manakin)
Lineage: Eukaryota; Metazoa; Chordata; Aves; Passeriformes; Pipridae
Product: serpin B12-like
Exons: 7
Coding region: 1-1254 (417 amino acids)
Biological process (GO): negative regulation of endopeptidase activity
Molecular function (GO): serine-type endopeptidase inhibitor activity
Source: RefSeq, a predicted model, not a curated record